Molecule: messenger RNA, 1640 nt
Organism: Periophthalmus magnuspinnatus
Lineage: Eukaryota; Metazoa; Chordata; Actinopteri; Gobiiformes; Gobiidae
Gene: umps
Product: uridine monophosphate synthetase
Exons: 10
Coding region: 85-1542 (485 amino acids)
Biological process (GO): 'de novo' pyrimidine nucleobase biosynthetic process; 'de novo' UMP biosynthetic process
Molecular function (GO): orotate phosphoribosyltransferase activity; orotidine-5'-phosphate decarboxylase activity
Source: RefSeq, a predicted model, not a curated record
GCUGCUAGUGCGGAUUGUUUCAGGAAGUGAAACUAUUUGACUUUCCUCAUCAUUUUUUGAGGCUCCUACACAGCUCCCGUAAACAUGGACAACGUUGAUAGUCUGAUCCUGAAACUCCACGAUGUAAACGCGGUGAAAUUUGGGGAAUAUAAACUCAAAAGUGGAAUGAUGACGCCUAUUUAUAUCGAUUUGAGAGUUCUGGUGUCCUAUCCAGCGCUCAUGAACCAGAUUGCCAGUCUCAUUUACCAGAAGCUGCAGGAUGAGGGCCUUCAGUUUGACUCUGUGUGUGGGGUCCCAUACACAGCUCUGCCUCUGGCUACAAUUAUCUGCUCCAAACAUGAGCUGCCCAUGCUUAUCAGGAGAAAGGAGGCCAAGGAGUAUGGCACUAAGCGUAUGGUGGAGGGCAACUGUCGAGAUGGCGAUAUUUGUUUGAUCAUUGAAGACACAGUGACCAGUGGGACCAGUAUUUUGGAGACAGCAGAAGUACUCUACAAAGAGGGACUCAAGGUGUCAGAUUCUGUUGUUUUGAUGGACCGAGAGCAGGGAGGAGUGGAGAUGUUGGCAUCAAAAGGAAUACGUCUUCACCCGAUAAUCUCCAUGUUUAAGGUGCUCAACGUGCUGCAGGCGGCCGGGCGAAUCGACACACAAAUGGCUCAAAACGUUCACAAGUUCAUCAUGGAAAACAACACAUUCAGGGCCAAAGAUGAGGAGAAUGGUAAUGGCGUACCUGUUCCCAAGAAGCCAUGUAUCGAGCACACAGAGAUGAGUUAUGCUAAAAGAGCCAAACUACCAAAAAUUCACCCACUUGCAUCAAAGUUAAUGAACAUCAUGGAGGAGAAGCAGUCAAACCUGUGUGUGUCGGCCGAUGUAACCAGCAGUGAAGAGUUAUUGGAGCUUGCAGAUUCACUUGGCUCCAAAAUCUGUCUGCUCAAAACACACGUAGACAUACUAAAGGACUACACAUCAGAAAUUGGUCAGAAGCUACAAGCAGUGGCUGAGAAACACAACUUUCUUAUCUUUGAAGAUCGCAAAUUUGCAGACAUUGGGAAUACGGUCAAGCAUCAAUAUGAAGGUGGACUGUACCAGAUAUCGUCCUGGUCCCACAUAGUGAAUGCCCAUGCUGUGCCUGGACCUGGGGUGGUGAAGGGUCUCAAUGCUGUGGGCAGACCUCUGGGGCGUGGCUGCCUUCUCAUAGCACAGAUGAGUUCCCAAGGCUCUCUGGCCACUGGAGAAUACACACAAGCUACGCUGAGAAUGGCAGAGGAGCAUUCAGAUUUUGUGAUGGGUUUUAUCUGUGGAGGGAAGAUAACAAUGAGGCCGGAGUUCAUUCACAUGACCCCAGGAGUGCAACUGCAGAGUAGAGGAGAUGGUUUGGGUCAGCAGUACUCCACCCCAGAGGAGGUAAUCAAGAACAAAGGCUCUGAUGUCAUCAUUGUUGGACGCGGAAUCCUGGAGGCCCCUGAUAGGCUGAAAGCUGCCGAGGCAUACAGGAAGUCAGGCUGGGACGGCUAUACACAGCGGCUGGCCUUGAGUCAACAGUAGAUUUGAAUUUUGUGUCUCAAUUUCAAAUUAAAAUAUUCAACUAUAUUUCAAUGAAAGAGCUGUGAUAAUGUAGUCUGUAUUAUGUGUAUUGGUAAAAA